Molecule: messenger RNA, 1656 nt
Organism: Desarmillaria tabescens
Lineage: Eukaryota; Fungi; Basidiomycota; Agaricomycetes; Agaricales; Physalacriaceae
Exons: 3
Coding region: 1-1656 (551 amino acids)
Source: RefSeq, a predicted model, not a curated record
AUGUUUCGUAAUGUUACUUCGAUACGUCGACUUAUCGACGAGGCAGCCGAAUUGGGUUCCAUGCGCGGCGGUUCUGUAGGACUUGGUGGGAGCCCUUGGGCUGCUGCUCAGACGCUCGGGAUCAAUCCCCUAGGCAACAUGGGUGGUAAUGGGAGGAAUGUUGCAAUGUCUGCAAUGCGCAUCCACAGAUUGAGAGCACUGGCGGUGCAGAAGCUCGCACAGGCAUACGAGGCAGACGAGAUCGCGUCGAGUGUCAUGGUCAUGCAAGGUGGUAGCGUGUUCGAAGAUGUAGCGGAACGAGUGCUCAAAUUUGAAUUCUACCGUACGCGUGGAAUCGUUCGCUGCUUCCGUGAUGAGUACCCAGAGGCGACCAGAGACUUCACACACGCUCUCAAGGAGUCUCGAGCUGCGCGUAAAGCCAAGGUAGCCCAUACCGACCGUGGAGGGCCCUCCGAAUCACGAACAAAGAGUACGAAGAAAAGGAAGGGCGGGGGUGGCAAGACCAAUGGGCAAGCCCCACCGAGCGGUACGAGUACGAUAGACUCGUCAGUUGACGGACCAGAUGGGGAGCCGCUCCUGAUCCACCCAUCUUUGCUGUUUCUGCGCGGAGCGGCAUAUCUGCAACACGCGGUCCACCUCAUUGAAGGUGCUGUCUUGCAGCUCGAAGGGAUACGCAAGGCUCCGUCCAUCGAUGGUGAUGAGCUGAGGCUGUGUUAUCUGGAGAACGGGAAAUACGGUGGAGUAGAGAUUGGGCACCCUGAUGGUCCGCUUGGGGAGAUGGGAGGUGCGAAGGCGAGGGCAUAUAGGGAUGCACUUGGAGAAGGCAGGUUCAAGGACCAGGUCACUUCAUUGCUGAAGAAGAGUAUCCGGGACCAUGGCAAGUUCUUAGCUCACUUUGACACCCUCGAGUCGCCCAAUUCCUUGUUCGAUAGUGAAGGGGACUUGGCGAAGCAGGUCGAGUAUGCGUUCUUACUCUCAGAGUCCAUCCGGCCUGGGAACCACUCGAACGGAUCCUCGCCUUUCCCGUUAUCUGAUACGCCAGCAAUGUUCACAACGUACAACCCGUUGCUCGUAGAAAGCCAUUUCAGCGUUCUCAUCUGUCAGUUGAUGCUUGCCGACUUUUUGGGGCUGUUGAAGAGGUUCAUCCGUACUGCAGCUCUCGUGGAUGGGCUUGAAGGAUACCCCGUAUUCCUCCCCCCUCGAUCCAUGGCCCAAGCAGAGGUUCUGGAGCGACUCGCUGGUGGAUGGAAGAACGGUAUCCAGCCUCAUUCUCUCUCCAAGGGCAGGGCGAAGGGAAGACUGGCUAUCGAGGCUCGACCGGUAACCCCUCCGCCUCCGCCUUCUCCCAUCCUGAUAAACACAGGGUCCUCCUCAACUGGGGCUGGGAGUUCUCGUGAUGAUAGUCCGUCAUCUGGUACCGGGUCUCCACCACCGUCCCCUCCGGGCCGCCAGGACGCGGACGAAGCUCUGGACUGUGCGAGGAUCUUGUUGGCACUUGUCGUCAACCGCCAACGGGAACGCGUGGAGAGGGCCACUGCUGAUAAGGCUGCAGGUGCGAAGAAGAAGCUAUUGCAGAUUAAUAUCCCACUUCAUAGACCGAGGGUGGAGGUUAUUUUGGCGUGGCUGGGGGCGGUUCAUUUACCCGAGUUGGAUUGA